Suhomyces tanzawaensis NRRL Y-17324 is the source of this 1014-nucleotide messenger RNA. It is a transcript of the gene ARG3, whose product is annotated as ornithine carbamoyltransferase. Lineage: Eukaryota; Fungi; Ascomycota; Pichiomycetes; Serinales; Debaryomycetaceae. Gene Ontology annotation, biological process: L-citrulline biosynthetic process. Gene Ontology annotation, cellular component: mitochondrion. Gene Ontology annotation, molecular function: amino acid binding; ornithine carbamoyltransferase activity. The record is from RefSeq and is a predicted model, not a curated record. Bases 1 to 1014 code for a protein of 337 amino acids. The transcript has a single exon.
AUGUCUGUCAAGUCUUUAGGUGCUACCAGACUUUUCUCGUCGUCCUCAUUCAAAGGAUCACCUCGUCAUUUGGUCAGCACUCUUCAAUUGUCUAAUGAAGAGUUCGCUGCGUUGGUCAACAAGGCAUCUCACUUGAAGCAGAUCGCCAAGUCUGAUGAGCCAUCUGUUGCUAAUCACAACAAGCUCUUGGGUAAGUUGGUUGCCAUGCUUUUCACCAAGAGAUCUACUAGAACCAGAGUGAGUACUGAAGGAGCUGCUGCCUUCUUUGGUGCCCAACCCAUGUUCUUGGGUAAAGAUGAUAUACAAUUGGGGGUCAAUGAGUCUAUAUUGGACACCACUAAAGUGUUAAGCUCCAUGACUUCUUGUAUUUUUGCCAGAGUGAAUAGACACCAGGACAUCUUGGAUUUGUGUGAACACUCCAGUGUUCCCAUUAUCAACUCGUUGUGUGACAGAUUCCACCCAUUACAAGCCAUUGCUGACCUUUUGACGAUCAAAGAAUCAUUUGAGCCCAACCAAGCAUUAAAGUUAUGUUGGAUCGGGGACUCAAAUAACGUCAUCAAUGACUUGGCCAUUGCUUCUUUGAGAUCUGGUAUCUCGGUGUCCAUUUCUGUCCCCGAAGGUAUCAAAUUUGAUGGUGAAGUUCAGGCAAAAGCACAAGAACUUGCACAAGCCUCCAACUUGUCUUUUGAAAUUGUUAACAAGCCAGAGCAAGCCUUGAAGGAUGCCAACAUCAUUGUGACUGACACAUGGAUCUCUAUGGGCCAAGAAUCUGAAAAGGCAGAAAAACUCAAGCAGUUUGAAGGAUACCAAAUCACCAAGGAAUUAAUCGAAGCUGGUGGUGCUGCUCCCAACUGGAAGUUCAUGCAUUGUCUUCCAAGACACCAGGAAGAAGUGAACGAUGAGGUGUUUUACAGUGACCGUUCGUUGGUGUUUGAAGAAGCUGAAAAUAGAUUGUAUGCUGCCAUGGCUGUGAUCGAAGGAUUUGUAAAUAAUAAGGGUGAUUUGUUGAAGUGA